AUGAGUGGACCUCGUAAAAGCGCUACUCCCAAAAGGGUUAUCCACUUUGCUGAUGGAGACACCAUGGAAGAAUACAGCACAGAAGAAGAGGAGGAAAAAGAGGACCAGAACUCAGCAUAUGACCCUUCUAAACUUUCAUGGAGAUCAUACUUCUGGUUUUGGGCAGGUCAAGUAGCAAGCAAUUCAAUUUCUACUUGUGAAUUCCUUGGUGAAAGAUUUGCCGUCUUCUUUGGUCUUUCCGAACCCAAAUAUCAGUAUGUGCUAAAUGAGUAUCGCAGAACACAAGAUAAGGAAGUUGACAAGGAGACUGAAGGGAAUGGACCAGAGGCCCAGGAUGCCAAGAUUCCUAAUGAAAAGUGUCACCUGGGAGCUGGUGGCCAAGAGUAUGGGGCCAUUUCUUCCAGAGGAGGCCUGCUGGCAGAUUCCAGCUCAUGA
Messenger RNA from Microtus ochrogaster (prairie vole), 435 nucleotides. RefSeq names its product family with sequence similarity 177 member B (gene Fam177b). The record is from RefSeq and is a predicted model, not a curated record. Lineage: Eukaryota; Metazoa; Chordata; Mammalia; Rodentia; Cricetidae.